Messenger RNA from Rotaria sordida, 483 nucleotides. Lineage: Eukaryota; Metazoa; Rotifera; Eurotatoria; Philodinida; Philodinidae. The record is from the annotation of a GenBank genome assembly.
AUGGAACGUUUCGAAGAUAUAACAAAUAAUUUUCCAGGUGGUUUAUAUCCAUAUGUUCGUAUUGUAUCAUUAUAUGAUGAACACCCUUUUGAACAUGAAUUUUUUAUUCGAAUUGCUCAAUCAUUUCCAUUUAUGGAAAAAUUAACUAUCAAUAAUCGUUAUGCACAAAAUCAAAAAGAAUCUUAUAAAUUAAUAAAUGAUAAAUCGAAUUUAUCAAUUGUUAAAUAUAAUUAUCUUAUUGAACUUUAUAUAGAUCGAGCUCAUGAUGAUUAUAUUGAAGAAUUUCUAUGUAAUACGAAAACAUAUUUCCAAAAUAAUAUUCUUCUUGAUAUCCAUUAUAAAGCAUUAGAAAGAGUAACACAUAAUUUUACAAGAGAUUCAACACGAAUUAAUUGUAUGAAAGUAAAUGAACUAUUUUUAUUUGGAAAACUCGAGUAUUCAAAAUCUUGUAAAGAUUAUUUUCCUUUUGCAAUAAUAGAUUGA